Suillus subalutaceus is the source of this 1124-nucleotide messenger RNA. RefSeq lists its product as uncharacterized. NCBI's taxonomy places the organism in Eukaryota, Fungi, Basidiomycota, Agaricomycetes, Boletales, Suillaceae. Bases 127 to 966 code for a protein of 279 amino acids. The transcript is spliced from 20 exons. The record is from RefSeq and is a predicted model, not a curated record.
GCAUAUUACGAGUCAUCAUGCGGCAUCAACAGCUAUCUCGGCAUCCAUGAAUAUUUGAAUAGCCAUGGAACGCAUUUAAACUUCUGCUUCAGACCAGUACUUGUACUGUAACCUGCAUAGUCAUCCAUGAACUCAGCAUCAGAUUACGACGCGUACCGGAACGAAUUGGGACCUGGAGUAAUCGGAUACAUCUUUACUCUGUGGAUGUCCGGCUUAACUGUUGGUCAACUGACCUUCUAUUUGAAGGCUUUUGUGAAUGACCACAGGUGUAUCAAAAUGGUGGUGAUUUUUGUGUUUGUUUUAGACAUGUUCCACACAUGGUGUAUAAGCGCUCUCCUUUGGCAGUUGGUGAUAAAUUGCCGCCACAACACUAGUCCUCAGUGUGUGAUUCUUCCAUGGGAAAUGCUUACUGGUAUCUUCCUCAAUUCCAUGAUUUCUGUUAUCGUCCAGUGUUUUUAUGCUUAUCGAGUCUGGAUCAUCAGCGACAAGAACUGGAAACUCACGGGCUCUGUCCUAGUAAUUGCCCUGGGGCAAUACGGGAUCGGAAUCGCAACAAUUGUGACAACUGCCCAAUCGAGAAGCGCAGCCGCUUUUUUCACUUCCCCCCUUGAAGUCCCAUAUGCUGCGGCGAGCGUGAUCUGCGAUGUUAUGAUAUCCGGAUCAUUCUUAUUCUAUCUUCGGCCGGGGCGCGCUGGAGUCAAACGUCCAAGCAAUCAUAUGCAACACCUCAUCGUCGUUUCAUUGCAGAUGGGAGUAUUUACAUCCUUAGUGGCUAUCGUGUGGCUCCUGCUGUACUGUAUAGAGGGUGCGCGUUACUGGAUUGGUUUUCCUUCUGUCAUUCUGUGUAAAUCAAACGUCAACUCGAUGUUCACAGUCUUAAAUGCCCGAAAAUCAAUGCGGAAUCAGCUAAAAGAACACGUGCCCGUUGUUCCGACCAUACCCAUGAUUGUCGUUUCCGAGCCGUGAAUUGCAUUCAGUCUAGGGCCCCGUGAAAAACCAGAGAACUGGAGGUCGAUAUGCGAUACCCUUAAAUAUUGUGUAUAUUAUGUACCUGAUGCUUCGCGACCAGUCAUGUCAGAUCCAGAUAUUCGAGUGCCCGAAAAAUCGAACAAGUAGAAUAUUUU